AUGGAGCAAUUACGCACAACGUACGACGAGACCACUCGAACGUGGCGUGGUCCGACGGUCAAAACGCUGUUCAAUCCGGAAGCCAGCCUAGGUCAGGUUAUGCUCAACGUGCUCGAUCGCUCCCCGGAACGAGAGAUGCAGCGUGACAUGGACACCGGGCGGUCACUGACGUACGCCGAGUUCCGGAUGCGAUUGGUACGGUUCGCCCAAAACCUCACCAAGCUCGGGGUUCGCUCUGGUGAUGUGGUGGCGUUAAUCAACACCAACAGUGAGAAUGUGGCACCAUUAGCCUGUGCUCUGCUGACAAUUGGUGCUCCGUUUAACCCAAUCGCUCCUGGUUUUCACGAGGAUGACAUGGCGCACAUGCUGGCCAUCUCGAGGCCGAAGUUGGUGUUCUGUGACGCGGACAACUACAUCGUCGUCCGGAAGGCUCUGAAGCGUGUGUACACCCAAGCGGCUGAUCUUCCACCGGUUUAUGUGUUCGAAUGCACCCGGGAUGAUGUCCAGCACGCAGAGGACCUCCUGGCAGAAACGGGUACCGAGAAUCAGUUCAUGGCCCCAUACCUUGGUGACUCCCACAAAAAGGUCGCCGUCAUCCUUUGCUCCUCCGGAACGACGGGUUCACACAAGGGUGUUCAGUUAACGCAUGCCCUUUGUGCGUUGUUGUCUCCGCUGUACGUCUUCAUGCCCAAACCGUCCAUCGAGUUCGCGUUCAGUGCGCUCUACUGGAUGAGCGGCUUCCACUCCAUGCUGAACGUAUUCACCACGGGAGGUGUGCGACUCAUCACCCGCAAGCCCUUCAACGAGGAGACGUUCUUCGAGGUCAUCGAGAAGCAUCGGGCGUCACUUGUGUUCACACCACCUGCCUACGCAUCGGCGAUCCUGGCACAUCCUCGCUCGAAAACGGUCGACUUCAGCUCACUCAUCACGUGGGCCGUUGGUGGUAGUCCCGUACCGGAUGGGUUGAGAGAUCGCAUCGAUGCGUUGUUGGCUCCAUCAGGAGGACGUUCCUUCAACGGGUACGGAUCAUCCGAAACCGGUAGUGUGGCAGCGGAUGUGCUUGGACGCAAACCAAACGCCAUCGGUUCGAUAAUGCCAAACGUGGAGGUGCGCAUUGUGGAUGAAAAAGGACAGCGGUUGGGUGUUGGUGAGCAAGGUGAGCUGCUGGUGCGAUCGUGCGAGGGUUUCGCAGGGUACUACGGGAAUGGGCAAGCGUCAGCUGCUGCCAUAGACCCCGAGGGGUUCUUCCGGUCUGGUGACGUUGGGUUCCUGGAUGAGGACGGUUUCCUGCAUCUCGUAGAUCGGCAGAAGGACAUCUUCAAGUUCCGCAAUUUCCACGUAUCACCGACGGAUCUGGAAGAGAUUGUGUUGCGUAUCGCCGGUGUGCAGGAUGCGUGUGUUUUCGGUAUUCCGCACGUCGACGGUGACCUGCCAGCGGUGGCCAUCGUACGACUUCCCGGAGCUACGGGACCAGACGCUGAACAGGUCCGGAGCACGGUUGACGAGCAGGUGGCGGACUUCAAGCGAUUGCGCGGUGGUGUUUUCUUCAUGUCGGAGUUUCCCAAAACGCAGAGCGGGAAGGUCCUGCGCCGGAAGGUCGCUGAAGAGAUCAGACAGUUGCGUGACCGUCAACCGGAAUUGACGGGCAAAUUGUGA
Molecule: messenger RNA, 1656 nt
Organism: Anopheles nili
Lineage: Eukaryota; Metazoa; Arthropoda; Insecta; Diptera; Culicidae
Product: probable 4-coumarate--CoA ligase 1
Exons: 2
Coding region: 1-1656 (551 amino acids)
Biological process (GO): long-chain fatty acid metabolic process; fatty-acyl-CoA biosynthetic process
Molecular function (GO): long-chain fatty acid-CoA ligase activity
Source: RefSeq, a predicted model, not a curated record